Molecule: messenger RNA, 1887 nt
Organism: Saccostrea echinata
Lineage: Eukaryota; Metazoa; Mollusca; Bivalvia; Ostreida; Ostreidae
Exons: 2
Coding region: 197-1594 (465 amino acids)
Source: RefSeq, a predicted model, not a curated record
CGAUGCCCAUUUCAUUUCCUCCGUUGUCAUGGAAAAAGCUAACCCUGAAUCCAACAUAAAAACGCGUAACUGUGUAAUUGACAAGACCAUUAUAAUGGAGAUGGACCAUGGUUGUUCUGUUUACUUUGCACACAUCGUCUCUUUGCUAAAGGCAACACAAGGCAGAAAGUAAGUAUGACGCUUUUUUCAAUAAGUGAUGGCAUCGCAUAACUCCCCCGGCACUCAAGUUCGUCGACGACAACUGCCGAGUCUGUCUGUAGAAACUGCGAACAGGCAGAAAUCACCCCUUACCUCUCAUAUGACCUACAAAUCAAGCUUGGAAUAUUUGAUGAAAAACGAAGGAACAUUUGCCAAAGUAUUGGAGUUAAUAAGAAGAUAUCCUACACUCGCUGAUCAUCGUUCCACAGGGAAAAUCUGGGAGAUUUUGUCUCUUGGAACAAAAUCUGUGCCCAGAAGACCACUCUCUAGUUACGAUACACAGCGUUGUGAACCACUCACCAUGCCGACAAUAUCUGUUUCAUCAGAGGUGUCGUCUGAUCUGCAAUGUCCAUCUUGUGCUCGACAUGAAAAACUUCAUCUCGGAAUCAUAGGAAUGUCAUCCGACCACUCAGAUACUUUGAAAUGGUCUCCUCUUGUGUGCAGAUUAUCAUCUGAAGUUUUUGUGAAUUGUUUUAAGAGCAGCAUGGACAUGAGCUUAGAGAUAGAGAGUGUAGAUGGGAUUGUUUUCUUUAUGACAUCUUCUAGUUUUCGCAAUGUUUCAUAUCUUCAGGCACUAAGUUACGCUCAAGAGCAAGGUAUUCCUGUAGUAUUUGUCAGGGAGCCAGGACUUAAACUUCCUCAUCACGUUUCUGGUGAAUUCACCGAAAAAAUCUUACUCCAACAGGGCAUUAAGCAACAGUCACCUACACACUCGUAUGAUGACCUCAGCACCAAUGACUUGCUAAGAUCCGAUGCACUUCCUCCAAUAUCAAAAAGUGGGUAUUAUUUCAAUUCAGAGCAAAAGAAGGUUUCUUCUUUGUCACGACCGAUCUCCCCUGAAUUAUUGGUCAAUGGAUUCAAAGAAGCUCUGUUGCAUUCUGGCAAUAACACCGACUACUGUGUCCAGGUAACGAUCAAAAUAAUCUCUCAGUCUCCAAGAACCAGGAAGCAAAGGGCAUCAGCUAAUAUGGACGACUCAAAACUGAAACCGCCAACAUUCGACAAUUUCUUAGAAACUUCAACUACCAGUACAAAGCGGCAAAACUUUGCCAAGGGAGGACUGUUCACAGACAACGUUUCCGAAAGUUCUUCGUCUACGGAAUCAUCAGAAGACAGUGUUGUAGAGGUUAGUCCGGCCAAACAACCCAUUGACCGAAGAGAGUCACUGGACCAGGAAACCAUCUAUGUUUUGUUUCCGGAUAGAAAUGAGGGUGCAUCAACAGCAAAACCAGUCUACGUGAAGUGGCCGCCAAGCAAAAACGAGGUCUAUAAUAGCGAUACAACGCUGACGGAUGUUGACGACGAGUCAUUUCUCUCAGACUCGUCUGUUGGCUUUCAAGAUGUUGAUUUAGCUGAUAUAAUGUCUACUUCAGACGAGGAAUCCAUUGUUACAUGACGUCAUAUGCAAGUAAAAGGAUUUACAUGAACUCAACGUUUAUACUAAUUAACCACAGUGACAUUCUGUUAUGACGUUUUGCUCCAUUGAAACAGUGCAAUUCGCGUAAUACUGGUAUAAAGGACCAGAUUAUAUUGCCUAGCAAACACCGGUGUCCACGCUCUAAAGACAUAUUUAACCUUCUUCUAACCUUCAACAAACGAUUUUGAAUGAGAAAGAUAUGCUAUUUUAUCUAUAUUUCAAUUGUUUGAUUGUUUUUGAUAAUAGCUUGCUAAGUAAAACCUGUUUUUCAA